GUCCGUAUGGUCUAUUGCAGUAUAUGAUAACCUUGCACCUGCAUCUCACAUGAUUGACAGGGAUUAUCGCACUGCAUUGAACAGAAUCUCUGCCCCGCAGACCCUCUCUGCCAGUACGACAUCCACAGUCAUCUCCAUGUGGAAAGGUUCUUCCCAACACUGCGAUCCAUCUGCCUUUCAAGAUUCAGGAAUGGCCACUUCAACAAUGCGAGGGCUCCUCGACUUGCCAACUGAACUGACCCACCUAAUAGCGCAAAAUCUCGACACUCUUGAUCGUAUGCGGAUGCGAAUAUCGUGCCCAGCCCUCUACGCCAUAAUCCCCCCACCCACCCUAAGCGAGCUGUUCAAACUCGAGUACACUGACUUGGACUGCCUGCUAAACUUUUACACAUGCGCAACCUGUAAGCGGCUCCGACCGAGGGGGGAAUUCGCCGACAGUAUGGUGAAGAAAAGGCGAUCCAAACUCUCUCUUUCCCAGGAUGUCCGCAAGCGGUUCUGCGUUGAUUGUGGUAUCGAACCAGACCCUAUAUAUGGCUCUAGACGGUAUACACCUGGCUCUCAGAUUGCUAUAUUCGGGCAGCAGUAUGCCGUUUGUCGGUCUUGUUGGGAGUUUGAUGAGGCUGCUGUGGAAGAUGGGCGGAAUACGUCCGAGUGUAUUCCGUGUCGGACGAUUCCGGGGGCAAGGGAGCAGCAUGCUAGGAGGAUUGAAGAGGAAAGGAGGGCGCGCGAGCUAGCGGGGAUACCACCGGCCAUGAAGUUGCACCUAGAAGCCCCCGGGGCGUAGGGCUAUGCGCUCCGAUGGAUUACGAGGAUACCGAGUAGACCCCGACGAGAGUAAGGUUUUGUUUGAUAAUGCGGAUGUUAUAUGAGUACUCCUACACCCAUAUCUGACUAGCUUCUGCACAUGUAGUUAUGUCCAUGAUGCUAGAUACACCUGGUAUACCGCGAAACUGAUGCUUGAUGAUGAGUUCAUAUUAAGGUUGAUGGCUCCACACCC
Aspergillus versicolor CBS 583.65 is the source of this 997-nucleotide messenger RNA. RefSeq lists its product as uncharacterized. The record is from RefSeq and is a predicted model, not a curated record. Bases 50 to 784 code for a protein of 244 amino acids. Gene Ontology annotation, molecular function: protein binding. NCBI's taxonomy places the organism in Eukaryota, Fungi, Ascomycota, Eurotiomycetes, Eurotiales, Aspergillaceae. The transcript has a single exon.